This is a messenger RNA of Anopheles coustani, 3162 nucleotides long. RefSeq names its product meckelin. The record is from RefSeq and is a predicted model, not a curated record. NCBI's taxonomy places the organism in Eukaryota, Metazoa, Arthropoda, Insecta, Diptera, Culicidae. Gene Ontology annotation, cellular component: ciliary transition zone; MKS complex. Bases 1 to 3162 code for a protein of 1053 amino acids. The transcript is spliced from 8 exons. Gene Ontology annotation, biological process: cilium assembly.
AUGCCUCAGAUGUUGUCUAGGUGGAGAAUAUUUAUAUUGCUUGUGCUCGCGUGUAGUGAAUUGUUCUUCAUAGCAAAGGCGGACUUUUACAACUCGAACGACGUGCAGCUGUACGCCACGCCCGACGGGUGUCGCACCAACGAGUACUUCGAUUUAUUUGCCAUGAAGUGUGUGGUGUGCGACGACGGAUUGCACCUGAUACCGGGAAAGGACAAGCUAUCCUGCACGUGCAACGAUCAGUCCGUGGCCACACGCGACCAUGACAGUGUCCUUCAGCGGCCGGUUUGUCAAAAUGUGAGUGAAUUCUUCGCCCAGUUCGGUGCGGGCGAGCGGAUCGACACGGUCAACUUUUGCAAAACCAUCCAAAUCGGCGUCAUCAACACGACCAAGUCGUCCCGCACGGUGUACCAGCGGCGCCGGACGUUCCCACCCGGCACCGAGCGGUCGGUUUGCGAGUGCGACCUAAAGGCCAACGCGCUCUACAUCGAGCCGGAUGUUGUGCGCCCGCUGGGACCGGGCGAAUCGCGCGCUGCCCAUAACUUCUGCCUCCCCCAGUCGCUGCUCCGCGACGUGCAGCACUUUCCGGCGUUCAGCUUGAAUCGGUUCCUGCACCAGAACCGGCAGAACGUCAACGUGUACAAAAAUAUCAAAUUCUUAAUAGUGUUUUGUCAUGUGAUCCGGAGCAUGCGACAUUGCCAGCAGUUGGCGAAUCUGUGCGUCCUCAGUUUCUACAGCCUGGACUGGUACUCGCCGUGUGCCAUUUUCUACACGUACCAAACGUACGACCUGACCGCGCUAGGGGCUGCCGGUAGCGGUGCCAGUGUCCCCAGUGUGGUCAGCGCUAGCCAGAGCUAUCUGGCCGGGGAGGGCGGUGGCGGUGGUACGGCGUCCAAGCUGGGGCCCGAAGUCGUGCAGCCUGGAUUGUUCUAUCGUCGCGGAAAGUACGUUGGCGAGCUGCUGGAAAAGUAUUUGGACUACAGUUAUGACAACGAUGUUGCGAAGCAGAUAAACAACACCCUCAACCUUACCCUGGUGAGCUACGAUUUGUACGGUAAUUUGCGACAAUUUCGCGAAAUGCACUUUGCCGACGUAAACCUCUGCGAACGGUACGACGUCAGUCAGGAGCAGCGGAUACGCUUCGGCCAGAACUAUCGGCGCAAAUGUCGGCUAACGGUGGACCGGCUCGUGGAGGACUUUCGGGAGGUGGAGUUUCUGUCGUUGUAUGUGAAUUUUUACGAACAGAAAGUUCGACUCAUGCGCCCGGUGCCGGUGCUGAUAAAGGACGCCUUCGCUCAGAACGAUGGUGAUGAACCGGAACGGUGGCAGCUGGUUAAGAGGUUUCUCCUGGUGGACACCCUGUCGGGGCUGAACGAAUUACACAAACCGCCACUGUACGGGGAGGUCGAUGUGAAGAAUCAGUUCUUCUUUCUACGCUACGUGACGAAGAUCGACAUCGAGUUUAAGCUACAUCCGGAUCAUGGAAAGCAUCCGAACCAGAUUUCGGUACCGUUGGUACGAAUGGAGUACGCACUUCUCAACACAACAAACGCACGGGUUCCGUUCUAUGGAAGUACGGUCGAGUUUCAAUUCAGCGUUUCUUUUACGAAGACUUACAGCUACACCUCUUUGCUCGAAAUCCUACUUCCAAUCUUCAUACUACUCGCCUUUUCUAUGACAGUUUUUCAAUCGUACUGCUACAAAUUACGCCAAAGCAAGGAAUACUAUGAUAUGGAAAUUUUCUGGAACUUUCUUAUCUACCUUGGCUCGUACCUGGGAACGGCUUUCCUAGUAGUUACGGCUAUCAUAGUCCUUCAUGUGCUUUUCAUUUACAAAACACAAAGCACCAUUCACCUGUUGCUACCGUUGGAAGUCCAGAAUGUAGUGGAGGUGUUUAUUUACGUCGGAUUUAGUCUGAAGUUGAUAAAACUCAUACGAGUUUUUUUCUACAUGGCGAAUGUGGACAUUUUCUUCAUCGACUGGGAACGACCGAAAAUAUUCGAUAUAGGCACCAUGAGUCAAAGAGUCCACCAAUUGGAUACACCUUCCAUUGCAUCCAGUACGAAUACCAAACCGACUUCUUCUCACGAUAGUGUUUCGGCUUGGCGGAAUUACUUCAUUGCCAACGAGUGGCAGGAACUGGCGACCAGGCGAAAAAUUUCCAUGUUCGCCCACAUCGUACUGCUGGCGCUUGUGUUUGUUAUAUUUGGGUUCGAAAACUGGUCUUCCAAUGCGUUCCAGCUGCAUCUGUACCGCAACGAAGAAGCACUGGGAAAGCCUGACAAGGUGCUUCUCGUAGCCGUAGGUGUUUUGAUAUAUGCUACGGUGUACGUGGUGCAGCGGCUGUAUAGUUUCCUCAUACACGAUCGGUUCAUCGAAAACGCCAUCCAGCAGUUUAUCGACGUUGCAUCGAUCGCGAAUAUAUCCGUGUUCAUACUGAGUAUGGAGUCGUACGGGUACUAUAUUCACGGACGUUCGCCGCACGGAUUCUCCGACACGGACAUGUGCUCGAUGAUUAUGCAGUUCAAGCGCGAGGAGGAAAAUCUCUGUGGAAAUCGAGGGCUGCUGCCAGGAUCCGAGCAGCAAACGUACUCCAUUUUGGUGCCAAAAAACCUGCGAAUGUUCUACGACAAACUCAUAACGCCGCUGCGAAACUCUUCGUCGCUCGGGCCGCACCAGCAUCUGAACCAGCCGCAGUUGAUUGGAAGUGCUAAAAUGAGCACGAGCGAGGUAUUUACCAGUCCUGGUGGAGGUCGUAUGGAGUACAACUUCGAGCGCACCAUACUGACAUAUUAUAACGUAAAUCGAUUCUUUGCGGCUUUUGUAGAUCACGCACUAAAAGAUGUUGAUUAUAUUAUUCAAGAAAGGAGCAUUUUGGAAAACAUAUUGAACUGUGAAUUUCAAAGCUAUGUGACAGAGAAUAAAGGCGUUUUCUAUAUCGACAACGGCCACUCGUUCGAUCAAAUUUUGUUCUACGGAAAUGAGGGUAUAUUCUUCCAGGUUGAGCUGUUGUUGUUCUGUUGCGUGGUGCUGUUGUCUGGAAACUAUCUGUCAGCAAUCAUCGUCAUCGGAAUCGUAUUCAAGUGUUUCGAAGUGGUGAUGAAUUACGUACUCAAAAAUAAUCUUGCCAAGAAGACGCUUAUUGAUAAACGAUUUUUAAUAUGA